Molecule: messenger RNA, 2524 nt
Organism: Eufriesea mexicana
Lineage: Eukaryota; Metazoa; Arthropoda; Insecta; Hymenoptera; Apidae
Exons: 13
Coding region: 104-2524 (806 amino acids)
Biological process (GO): DNA repair
Molecular function (GO): DNA binding; endonuclease activity
Source: RefSeq, a predicted model, not a curated record
CCCACCCUUGUUUUUCGUAUCGCAAUGCUGCACACCUUGAUUUCAUGCAUUACGUACCUUUUCACCUUACGGAUAUGAGAUAGGUCAUAUCACAACAGUGAAAAUGAGCUUACAAGAUACAACUGACCAUGUGUCAGCAGUUAAUUCACCUAGCAUAUCUUCAAGAACAAAAAAUUGGGUCCAAUUUGAGGAUGAAGCACCUGUCAAAGAUAAUGAUAGUAAAGAAGAAAAAGCUAAAACAAAUACACCAGCUGUAAUAAAACCAGAAUCAGUUACAGUAAAUGUUGAAAAAAUUGGAAAAUCUACUGAUAAAUUAGAUAAUCAACAAACGAAGAAUCAUGAAUAUAGAGGUGCUGUGAUAUCAACUGAAUCCGUCCAAAUUAAUUUAGAUAGGUCAGGUUUAAGUCGCUCUAUUACAUCUGAAAGUCCAGAUCUUAAUUUACCAUCUGAAGUAAGAGUUUCUGAUCCUAAGAGUGCUUCUCUAAAGACUAUUGAUCUCCGUGAUGUAUCUAAUGGAAGAAGUGCUACCAAUAAUAUUAUAAGUACACCUAUUGGAAACAUUAGACAAGGUUUUGCCAAUGGAGAUACUAUAGUUACCCUUUUACCAGUUAAUACCAGAUGGCCAUGGAUUACUCCAGCUAAAUUUCGUCCAGAAUUAGUACCAGAAGAAUUAAUGGCUCAAGGUCUAACGCUUACUGUAGAAGAUUACGUACAUAUAAUGGAGCUUCUUGUGAACGAUGUACGUUUCAAUAUGUACAAUGUAUGCUACAAAAGGAUUCUUGUACUUUGGAUAUUUACUGCAUUUAUCGUAUUGCUUGGCUUAUUGUUUUCUGGAGUAACUGGUCUUACUUUAUUUGGGCUUGGCGUCAUGUGGUUAGUCCUCAAUGCUGCUGCAAUAUUUUUUUGCAUGUUCAUCAAGAUAAAAUUAAAUCAUAAUCUUGAAAAAUGUAUGGGUCAAGUGAACAAGCAUUUACUUCGACAUAAAAUUUUGCUUGGAUUGGAUGAUAGAGGGAAGAUUUCAUGCCACAAAGUCAAUCUUUGUUUCAUAUACUUUGAUACUACAGAUUGCAUUAAAAAAUUGCAAGAAGUUAUAGAACGAGAAGAACGUGAAGGAAGGGUAAUUGGUGAAGAUGGAAAUUCAGAAAUGCGUCGGAAAAGAGAGUUACAACAACGAAUGGAUAUAGAUGACAGUGAUAUUGUAAUACAAGGCAAUACAACUACUAGAAUUUCUCGCAAACAGGAACGGGCGGAGUUGCUGUUGCUGAGGUAUGCAUCUCGAUGGGCACACCACUUUGUGCGCCGCAGACUUGAUCUGGUUAUAGACUCACAGGAACGUAAUAGAGACAUCGCGGGUUUAUCAGUUCCACCACGACAUUGUGUCUCCGCCCGUUGUCCUUGUCAAUUCAUUGAGGACCAUCUUAAAUACAAGCCUAGAGGAUAUCCAGCUGGCUUUACAUGGUGUGCUUAUCUUAAUGAUCCAUUACGUCGUUUGUACACAAAUAUAACCACCAUGCCACCAAAACGAAGCCGAGUCACAAAGGAAGAUUCUACGAAAAUAAAAAAUGAAAACAAAAGUAAAAUAUCAAAAUCUGGAGUAACAUCAAAUAAAAAGUCUAAACGUAGUACAAAUGAUAUUGAUGAGGAACCUACACCAAAGCGUGCCAAAAUAGAUACAAAACCAGUUAUGAAUAAAACAGAUACAGAUUUAAAUGAAACCGAUUUUGACUGUCUAAAAUUAAAUGCAGCAGGAAAUAAGUAUAAUUUAAAAAUUUCUAGUUGGAAUGUUUCUGGUUUAAGAGCGCUUAUUAAAAAAAAUGGGAUAAGAUACAUCAUUAAAGAGGAUGCAGAUAUAGUUGCAUUACAAGAAACUAAAUGUGAUAAAAAUAAGUUGCCCGAAGAAGUUAAAUUAGAUGGAUAUCAUUAUUAUUUCCUUGAAAGUAAAAGACCUGGAUAUUGUGGUGUUGCCCUAUACUCAAAAGAAAAACCACUCGAUAUAAAAUAUGGUUUAAAUGAUCCUGAAUUUGAUAAUGAAGGUAGAUUGAUUACUGCAGAAUAUUCAAAUUUCUUCUUGAUUAAUGUUUAUGUUCCAAAUGCCGGUCAAAAAUUAGUAACAUUGCCAAAAAAAUUAAAAUGGAAUGAAGUCUUUAAGACAUAUAUAAAAAACCUAGAUGAGAAAAAACCUGUUAUUAUCUGUGGUGAUAUGAAUGUUGCUCAUCAAGAAAUAGAUCUUACAAAUCCAAAAACAAAUACAAAAAAUGCUGGAUUUACUAAAGAAGAACGAGAAGGUAUGACAGACUUUUUAACUGCAGGAUUUGUGGAUACUUUUAGAGCUUUGUAUCCUGAUAAAAUAGGUGCAUACACAUUUUGGUCAUAUUUUGCUAAUGCUCGUAUUAAAAAUAUAGGAUGGAGACUAGACUAUUUUUUGGUAUCAGAGCGAAUUAAAGAUAAUGUUUGUGACAAUGUUAUAAGGGAUAAAGUAUAUGGCAGUGAUCAUUGUCCUAUUGUACUUUACAUCAAUAUAUAA